This is a messenger RNA of Naegleria fowleri, 1926 nucleotides long. RefSeq lists its product as uncharacterized. The transcript has 6 exons. NCBI's taxonomy places the organism in Eukaryota, Heterolobosea, Eutetramitea, Acrasida, Naegleriidae. Gene Ontology annotation, biological process: cyclic nucleotide biosynthetic process; intracellular signal transduction. The coding region runs from base 1 to 1926 and encodes 641 amino acids. The record is from RefSeq and is a predicted model, not a curated record.
AUGGCUGAUGGUAUUAAUAGCUUUAAGGCUCACUUUAUUGGCUUGAAGAAACUUCAACUGGCUGCGACUGCAAUGCGAUUGUCUCAAAGUUUGAGGUAUAAGUUAUGGAACAAAUUGGAAAUUGGAAAUAAUUACACGCAAGAAAAAGAUGGUGGCGACUCGUUAAUUUCUACAUUGGAAGAGUUCGAUAGUGUAUGGAACUCAUUUCGUUUUGGGUCAGCUUUUGAUGGAUAUCAAAGCAUGACAGAUUAUUCUUCGAGUAUGAAAGACUUAAUUUUACAAAAGAAUAACAUGAGUUGUGAUGAAUUUAACUGCCUUUCAUUGGACGACCAAGUUGCCAAAUUCAGGUCAAACAUUCUGAUGUACAAGGAUCUCUCUCAAAACCUCACGGUUUCUCAUAUUGGUGAUUAUCACUCCUUUUUGAGACAAGAUAGUUUUGAGCUUGUCAUGACCUUCAGUAACAUUACGCAAUUAUUAAGACGUACUCUCGAAUCGAGCCGCUCUUUGAUGACCAUUGUUGUGGUUGUGAUUUGUUGUCCCGUAUUGCUUAUUGCUUCCUUUUUCUUAUUCACAAAUGUUUCGACUAUGCAAGAAGAAAAUUUUAGAAUGAGAAAACUUUUCAAUUAUGUUCAAUGGGAGAUUAUUGAUGCCAAUGAUGAAAUUCGAAAUUAUAUUUUCUUUUAUUAUUUAUCAUCUGGAGUUGGACGGGCCAAAGUAAAACAAAAGAUAUCGAAAGAGAGAGCGGUGUUGGAGGCGGCUUUGACAUGUGCCACAAUUUGCAGUGCUGGUGGAACUAUUGAUAUUUUCAACUCGUCAUCUGAAAAAUUGUUUGGAUAUCGUGGCGAUCAGAUUAUUGGUUUUCACUUGUCGAAAUUAUUUGACAAAGAAUCUGCAUCAAAACUUGAACCGAUAUUAGCAAAGAUGGCAUUCAGCGCGGUGAAUUACGCAGAAACGAUUGAAAUCACUGGUCAAAAGAAGAAUCAAAGUAAAUUUCCUCUCGAGCUCAGAAUUUCGGUUGGAGUUUUAGAUGGAAGAAAUAUUAUUGCUUGUUUUAUGCGAGAUAUUACUGAAUAUAAGAAACAAACAAAGGAGCUGGCAGAAGAAAAAAAGAAAAGUGAAUCCCUAUUAUUGAACAUUAUGCCUGAGAGUAUAGCUCAACGCUUAAUUGCGGGAGAAACUUUUAUCGCAGACAAAUACGAAAAUGUGACCUGUUUUUUCAGCGAUUUAUAUGGAUUGUUGGAUUUAAAUCUUUCUGCAUAUGAAUUAGUUCAAACUCUAAACUUAAUUAUUCACAAAUUUGAUGAUUUGACUUUAGCUUCAAAUGUGGAGAAAAUCAAAACCAUUGGCUCCAAAUAUUUCUGCUGUGGAGGGUUGAAACCAGAUUCUGAGACAGAAUUAUCUCACUUGGAACGAAUGUUUGAUUUUGCGAUUCAAUUAUUUGAUAUUGUUGAUUCAUUUCGUGACGAGAACGGCCUUAAUAUUGGAUUGAAGGUUGGUAUGCAUGUUGGUCCAGUAGUGGCAGGCAUUUGUGGUCUGCUGAAAUAUGCAUUUGAUAUUUGGGGUGAUACUGUGAACAUUGCGUCAAGAAUGGAGAGCACAUGUCCAACAGGUCACAUUCAAAUUACAUCCACAUGUUAUCACAAAUUGAAAGACUUUUAUAAAUUCCAAGAAAAAAGUGUUGAAGUCAAAGGAAAAGGUCUAAUGCAGACCUAUCUUUUCAAACCAGCAAGAAACAGUGCUUCUCCAACCGUUCUCACUCAUGAUCAUCAUACCGACCUCUAUAGCUCUCGAGACAGUGUUGGUUCCAAACACAGCUUGAAAGCGUUGUUAACAUCCUCCUUUUCUUCAAGGAAUGCCAUUCAAGACAUUCUCGCUGCUGGCAAUAAUGGUAGCAGCAACAUUCAGGAAACGGUUCAUCAAGAGUAA